Molecule: messenger RNA, 1513 nt
Organism: Lacerta agilis (Sand lizard)
Lineage: Eukaryota; Metazoa; Chordata; Lepidosauria; Squamata; Lacertidae
Gene: CRHR2
Product: corticotropin releasing hormone receptor 2
Exons: 13
Coding region: 107-1318 (403 amino acids)
Biological process (GO): long-term synaptic potentiation; adenylate cyclase-modulating G protein-coupled receptor signaling pathway; cell surface receptor signaling pathway
Cellular component (GO): plasma membrane; axon terminus; dendrite
Molecular function (GO): corticotropin-releasing hormone receptor activity; G protein-coupled peptide receptor activity; corticotrophin-releasing factor receptor activity
Source: RefSeq, a predicted model, not a curated record
CUGGUUCUGCACUGUGAUUCUUCCGCAAGCCUGCCCUUCUCAGCUCUGCUGGAGAGAUACUGUGAAGAAUGGUCCUCCCAUCACAAUUUGACAGAACGGGACCACCAUGAACGAGACGAUCGUCCUCCAGUACUUCAUCGAGGAGCUGGAUGCGAACUGCAGUCUCCUCGAUUUGUUGCAGGAUGGAUUUGAUGGUCCCUACUGCAACGCCACCACCGAUCAGAUCGGGACCUGCUGGCCCAAGACCAGCGCCGGGGAGCUGGUGGAGAGACCUUGCCCCGAGUUCCUCAACGGAGUCAAGUACAACACCACGAGAAAUGUUUACCGAGAAUGCAUGGGGAACGGGACUUGGGCCUCCAAGGCUAACUACUCCCAGUGCGAGCCGAUUCUGGUUGAAGAGACGAAGCCUGCUCUCUAUUACCAGGUUGCCAUGAUCAUAAACUAUUUGGGGCACUGCAUUUCUGUAGGGGCGCUCAUCAUCGCCUUCUUGCUCUUCCUGUGCUUGAGGAGCAUCCGAUGCCUUCGGAAUAUUAUCCACUGGAAUCUGAUCACCACGUUCAUCCUGAGGAAUGUGAUGUGGUUCUUGCUGCAGAUGAUUGAUCACGACAUCCACGAAAACAACGAGCUGUGGUGCCGUUGCAUCACAGCCAUCUUCAACUACUUUGUGGUGACCAAUUUCUUUUGGAUGUUUGUGGAAGGCUGCUACCUGCACACGGCCAUCGUCAUGACCUACUCGACAGACAAGCUGAGGAAGUGGGUUUUCCUCUUCAUCGGAUGGUGUAUUCCUUGCCCAAUUAUUAUCGCCUGGGCUGUCUGCAAGCUGCAUUACGAAAACGAGCAGUGCUGGUUUGGAAAGGAAUCGGGGAAGUAUAUAGACUACAUCUACCAAGGACCAGUGAUUCUUGUCUUGCUGAUAAAUUUUGUUUUCCUGUUUAACAUAGUUAGGAUUCUAAUGACAAAGCUGAGAGCGUCGACGACUUCAGAAACAAUACAGUACAGGAAGGCCGUCAAAGCAACAUUAGUUCUCCUGCCUCUUCUUGGUAUUACCUACAUGCUGUUCUUCGUCAACCCCGGGGAAGACGAUAUCUCCCAGAUAUUUUUCAUCUACUUCAAUUCCUUCUUGCAGUCUUUUCAGGGCUUUUUUGUGUCUGUAUUUUACUGCUUCUUAAAUGGAGAGGUACGUUCUGCAGCCCGGAAAAGAUGGCACCGCUGGCAAGACCACCACUCCCUACGAGUCCGCGUGGCUCGGGCCAUGUCCAUCCCAACCUCUCCGACAAGGAUUAGUUUUCACAGUAUAAAGCAGACGGCAGCCGUGUGACAAGCCCCAGCCAACCACCAGCUGACUAUGAAGUUUUGUUCUCUUUCCUCCUCCUCCUUCCCACACCAGAAAAAUACUCUUUCUCCCUGUAUUCUUUUUUCUUUUCCUUUUUAACCCCGUGGUUGUCACAAUUCCUCCUCGUCCAUGUGGUAGAGUAAUAAAAUUAUAUAUUUGGUAGGGACCCUGAGGGUCAUC